UACAUGGCCAGAUGAAAUCACUGCUGUUAGCGAAAUGAUGUGGAUAUCACUUAAACGUGAGCGCAUAAAGUAAAGCGUAAAGAGGAAACAACAGCUGCAACACUCAAAAUGCUUAUCAGAAUGCAAAACCUUAUUCUUAUGUUCUUCUCUGCAAUGUCUGCGCAGAUGACACGCCAACGUCCAGACGCCAUGACAGUUUGUGACGUCACUUCCGUAAACUCAUCUUUCUUGGUCGACUGCAGUUCAAGGAAUCUGUCCGAGGUUCCCGUUAACUUUCCCACGAAUACGUCUUUCAUCAACCUUCGCAAAAACAAAUUCUCAACAAUCUUGAACAACUCUUUUCAAGAACUUUCCUCAGUGAGGGUUUUGAACCUUUCAGACAAUCACAUCUCUCUACUGGAGGCCAAUGCUUUCACAGGCCUACCAAACCUGGAAGAACUGUAUCUACAGUUGAACGCCCUAAAACUUAACUACUCAUCAUAUCCACCAGGAAUAUUCAACCCUCUCAAGAAGUUACAAACUCUCCGAAUGGAAUACAAUGAUCUGAGUGAAAAUGGAAGUUAUCCUGAUAUGAUAUUCAAGCCUCUGGUAACGUUAAAGGAACUGUCAAUUGAUACCAUGAAAAAUCCUGUAUUUGAUGGUGGCUUUACCUCUCUUCGUGUGCUAGAAUCUCUUCAGUUCAGCGGAACGUUGAACGGCCCAACGUGCCUCUUACAGGUCAUUCGAAACAACACGUUCAGCGUAUUCCCAGGCUUGAAGAGGCUGAAUCUGAGAUGGUGCGCACUGAGAGAUGUCCACAAGGAUGCUUUCAAGUAUUUGGAAUUUCUGGAAAUGUUAUACUUGUCUCAUAAUGGCGAUUUUGGUGUCGUAAACGCCGUGGAAAGUUUACAAAGCUUGACAAACAAAAAUAUGACGUUUAUAGAUAUUUCGAAUGUUCUGAAGUCCUAUACGCGUCCGUGGAAUGAUAAGCUUAAUGAUAGCAUACUGACGUGGCAUAAACUGCAAGCACUUGGGAACAUAUGCGUUAAGGAGUUAAAGCUAUCGAAUAACGAUAUUUUGGUGAUCGAUAUAGGCGACUUAGCAUUGUCAACAUUUUCGACAUGUGUUGAAAAAAUCGAUGUCAGCGGGAACCGGGUUGCCGAAAUUCCAAAUCUGAGGAUGAUCAGAAAGUUUCGAAAAUUGGUAAAUCUUGAUAUUUCAAAUCAGAAAUUGCAGGGGGUGACAGGUAAAUCAUAUGGUGUCAACGUACGACCUGGAACUCAUAAAAUUGAGUCACCAUUUCCUUUCCUGUAUAUUACUCUUCCGUAUAAACUGAAAGCAUUAAACUCAAGCCAUUUCCCAUGGAAGUUGGUCACACUGUUCUACCAUGUCCACUUCACCAAUGCCAGGUACCUUAAAGAACUGAAUAUAUCUAGGAUUGGUAUAAAGUUUUUCCCCACCGUGACCGUAACCGGUUUGCCUGCUCUGGAGGUUCUAGAUGUAUCCGAUAAUACUUUCAUAGGUUUUAAGUUCAUGGGAACAGUUUUUGAACCUUUACGACAUUUAGAAAAGGUUUACAUGGACGCUGUGCUUUUGGAUGGGGAGGCAGAUGUCCCCCGUCAGUUUGACUGGAUAACAUCGGUCUUUAAACAUUUGACAGAGUUUUCUUUUGCCAGGAACAGGAUAGCAUCUCUUAAUCGCACAAUUUUCAAAAGCUUUGAUAAUUUAACAAAAUUGCGCUUGUCACAAAAUGAGUUCAAGGACUUCCCCUUUGACAUAAGAACCACAACAAAUCUUCAGGAAAUAGAUUUGCAAUAUAAUGCAAUCAGUCAAAUAGACCCCCAAACAUGCAAUCAUUUAGAUUUGCACCUGUCGAGUGUAGGGCGAUUGAUUCUGAAACUAAAUGGGAACAUGAUGUCAUGCGGAUGCAGAACACUUGAAUUUGUACAAUGGCUCUCCGAGACACAUGUGACUUUAGACAGGGGAGGUAAUUACACAUGCAUCGGUGAAGAUGGCGCCAUAUUGUCAACAAAGGACAUCAACCUGAAACAAUUCUGGCGGAGAUGUGUAGGGAGGUUCUGGUUAUACCUGACUCUGAGUACUUAUCUUAUUUUUGUAGUAAGCGUGUUAGUCUUCCUUUUAGUGAAACGUAACAAAACAAGAAUUAUGUAUUGGUUUUUCCGGCGGUUUGGUUUGAACGUGCGUAUGCCGACCCGUGGCGACUUCGUGUACGACGUGAAUGUCAUGCACGCCGACGUCGAAUACAGAUGGGCCUGGUACACUUUACGACAACGACUGGAGAUUGAGAAAGGUUUUCGACUUCUGCUCCCUGACCGCGAUAUAAUCCCAGGGGUGGAUAAAGCGGACGCGAUAAUACAGAGCGUCCAUAACUCAUGGAAGACAAUUCUGUACUUGACACCAGCGUUUCUUCAAGAAGACCUGGCCUACUUCAGUCUCUGCGCAGCAGCCUUUUCUGUCUCUGACGUCAUGGCUGGCAGGUUGUUGUUACUGGUGCCGCUGACCGACGACGGUGACUAUCCCUGCAUACCACAAGUGCUACUUAACUCCGUCAGGGAGUGUAAUAUUGUGUGGCUGCAAGAUUCUGACCUGGAAGAAAAAUCCUUCUGGAACAAAAUAGAAACACUACUGCUUGAAAACUGAAGUCAUGAUAUUAUAACAUAUUUGUUUUGCUGGACGUUCAAUUCUGUUGUUCAGUGCCGCGAUUUGGUUGGUUGGUUGGUUUGUUGUUUAACGCCGCACUCAGCAAUAUUACGGCUAUAUGACGGCGGUCUGUAAAUAAUCGAGU
Messenger RNA from Haliotis rufescens (red abalone), 2785 nucleotides. Its product is annotated as toll-like receptor 4. Gene Ontology annotation, molecular function: protein binding. The record is from RefSeq and is a predicted model, not a curated record. The transcript is spliced from 2 exons. Gene Ontology annotation, biological process: signal transduction. Gene Ontology annotation, cellular component: extracellular matrix. Lineage: Eukaryota; Metazoa; Mollusca; Gastropoda; Lepetellida; Haliotidae. Bases 109 to 2640 code for a protein of 843 amino acids.